GUUAUGGACUUCUGUGGAAGCGUAGAAUACUACGUAAAUAAAAUUGAUACAGAGUAAUGAACUAAUAAGUUAGCUGAAUAUUUAACAAUUUCAAUCGUGGUAAUUAAGCUAGAUUAUAGGAGCAGAUUGAUAUUCAAACAUCCAGUUCUGACCAUAUUUGUAAUAUAAGCUUAAAUUUUAUGAUCCAUUAUUUUCUCACCUAAUAUCACUAGAUUAAGAUUAUGACUUAACUAGUUUAAUGGCUCAUCAGUCCCACUUGCCUUAACUGGAUUAAGUCUCUCUGAAAAAAUUGAUAGGAAAUGAGACAAUUGGCUUUGUUAAAUGAUGUUUAGUAUUUAAGAUAAUAAUGUUCUGUAGACUAAUAAUACAAUACAAAUUUGCUAGUGCUGAUAGAUGGCGACCUGGAUUAAACCAUCUUGUUUGCCAAAGAACGCGUCCAAUGUUUCAGUCAAGUUGUGCUAAACUUCCCGGUUAAUGUACUGAUAUAAGUACAUACAGGAAAUAUUGACAUGAUCAUCUCAUAUCUGUAGGAAUUCUUUGAAAGGCCGUCUUUUUUUUUGCUAAUUUGCAAGAAGAGGUACUAGGAAGAUGGAAAUUGUUUCAGACAUCGUGAUUGUUGGAGCUGGAAUAUCUGGUCUUGCUACUGCUUUAGCACUUCAAAGGUUGGGAAUAAAAUGUUUGGUGUUGGAAUCAGCAGAUGUCCUGAGAGCAGCUGGGAUCACUAUCACAGUUUGGACUAAUGCUUGGAGGGCUUUGGAUGCUCUUGGGCUCGGCGAUUCACUUAGACAACAGCAUGGCCAGCUUGUUGGGAUAUGUUGUUCAUCUUUAGUUACAGGAGAUUUGACUUCAAAUGUUUCAUUAACAAGCAAGGGGAAAUAUGGAGAUCAUGAAGUUCGAUGUGUGAAACGAAAGUUCCUACUAGAAGCGCUUGCAAAGGAAUUACCAAGUGACACAAUAAGGUAUUCCUCCAAGGUCGUCUCUAUUGAAGAAUCAGGCUCCUUGAAGCUUGUGUGCCUUGCUGAUGGGUCUACUCUUAAGGCCAAGGUAUUGGUUGGGUGUGAUGGGGUGAAUUCAGUGGUGGCAAAAUGGUUAGGAUUCAAGAAACCAGCAUUGUCAGGAAGAUCAGCUAUAAGGGGUUUUGCAUACUAUGAGAAAGGCCAUGGUUUCGAGCCUAAAUUUCAGUUGACGAUGGGAAAUGGUGUUAGAUAUGCUAUUGUUCCCUGUGAUGACAAUGCUGUUUAUUGGUUUUUGACCUGGUUUCCAUCAGCUCAAGAAAACAGGAAACUGCUAGAAGCUGAUCAAUUGAAGCUGAAGCAAUUUGUGUUGAGUAAACUUGGUAAGGUGCCUGAGCAAAUAAGUGUGUUGAUAGGAGACACCGGAGUAGAAGAAAUUGUAUGUUCUCCAAUUGGAUAUAGGCCUCCAUUGGAGGUCCUAUUUGGAAACAUAAGCAAAGACAAUGUAUGUGUAGCAGGGGAUGCAUGCCAUCCAAUGACACCAGAGCUUGGCCAGGGAGGGUCCUUAGCUCUAGAAGACGGUAUCAUUCUAGCAAGAUGUCUUGCCAAUGCCUUUCUAAAUAACUCGAUUUCUCAGAGGAGAUUAGGCUGUGAAAAUGAUUAUAACCACCGUGACAGGAUAAAGAGCGCGUUGAACAAUUAUGCAAACAAGAGGAGAUGGAGAGCAUCUGAACUCAUUUUCACAGGUUAUAUGGUGGGUUGGAUACAGGAGUCUGAUUGGUUUGGUGUAAGGUUUUUACGAGAGAAUUUUCUUUCUGCGUAUUUGUCAGGGUUGUCUCUUAAGAAGGCUGAUUUUGAUCCUAGACAACUAGUGCUGGAAUUAUAACCGGUUCAUGGAGACAGUACUCUCUGCAAGCCUUAUGCUAUAUUCACAAGAUUAGUUGCUUGAACUUAAUGGACCUUAAGUACUUUGUUGACCUCAAGUAGCGCGCUUUUCAUUGAUUGAUCUUCAAUUUAUACUGCUGUAGUCUAGCUGAAUGCUGGCUGAGUCUGUUUGAAGAGUAUUUUAUUGACUUAAAUUGAAUCAUGGAUGACGUUUGUAUUAUUGGUCAUACAAUUUACCAUAUGGCCUC
Molecule: messenger RNA, 2086 nt
Organism: Chenopodium quinoa (quinoa)
Lineage: Eukaryota; Viridiplantae; Streptophyta; Magnoliopsida; Caryophyllales; Amaranthaceae
Product: FAD-dependent urate hydroxylase-like
Exons: 6
Coding region: 589-1839 (416 amino acids)
Molecular function (GO): FAD binding
Source: RefSeq, a predicted model, not a curated record